This is a messenger RNA of Racocetra fulgida, 162 nucleotides long. The record is from the annotation of a GenBank genome assembly. NCBI's taxonomy places the organism in Eukaryota, Fungi, Glomeromycota, Glomeromycetes, Diversisporales, Gigasporaceae.
CGUACAGUGGAGAACAAAGCCAUUCCAAAAUUUUCGGAAUUUAUUCAUUUGCACAUUGAUAUCGUAGCCAAAUCUCUUCCAGAAUCAAAUCAAGAAGCAGCACUAAAUGGCACAUGGAUAAAACGGUUUACCACUACAGCGACUAUUUUUGGUGUAUCAAAG